CUCCCAUCCCAUCCUCCGCCGCUUUUUCUUUGCAUCUACCUUCUUAUUCGGAUUCAAGCUUGUUUCUUUGCUGGUCGUUCCUUGUCUUUCUUUUCUGGUCUAAUCCUUUUCACAAUGGCUUCUCCUCGCCCUGCCUCCCCCCUAACCUCAGGCGCUGAGUCUGGUCCUGAGUCCAAGUCUGCCAAUGCCCCCGUCUCUGGCAGCUCUGCCCUGAACCGCCCGUCAUCCCCAACGCCUCCUGGUGGACCACGCACUGCUCUGCGUCGUCGCGCGGCUGCUGACCACAAGGAGUCUCUGCGCAAUGCGCGCCCUACUUCGACCCGUUCUGCUGGUGCCGGUGGCUCCUCCGGUACGAUGCUGAAGCUCUACACCGACGAGAGCCCCGGUCUGAAGGUUGACCCGGUCGUGGUGUUGGUUCUGAGUCUCGGAUUCAUCUUCUCAGUUGUUGGACUACACGUCAUCGCGAAGAUCACUCGCAAGUUCUCUUCGUAAACCUACCUUACAGCCGCAAUUAGUCGGGCCGCUUGGUAGAUUGGGAUCGAAACAUGGAUGGUUGCGAAGAUGUCGCUACGAUGGCGCAAAGCUAUAUGACCCAAUCCACAACUCGGCCAAUUCUACGAGCAACCAGAUG
Molecule: messenger RNA, 631 nt
Organism: Paecilomyces variotii
Lineage: Eukaryota; Fungi; Ascomycota; Eurotiomycetes; Eurotiales; Thermoascaceae
Product: Sec61beta family-domain-containing protein
Exons: 3
Coding region: 115-492 (125 amino acids)
Biological process (GO): intracellular protein transport
Cellular component (GO): Sec61 translocon complex
Source: RefSeq, a predicted model, not a curated record